Messenger RNA from Dissoconium aciculare CBS 342.82, 321 nucleotides. RefSeq lists its product as uncharacterized. NCBI's taxonomy places the organism in Eukaryota, Fungi, Ascomycota, Dothideomycetes, Mycosphaerellales, Dissoconiaceae. The record is from RefSeq and is a predicted model, not a curated record. The annotation marks the transcript as partial. The transcript has 2 exons.
GACAAGUAUGAGGCGCUACGUCCGAUCUUCAAUACGUUCGCGAUAUUAUACGACGCAAUCAUCACGCCAAGCUCCGCAGACGAUUCACUAAAGGGACUAUAUGAUAUGGGCGACGUUUGUCUCAAAUUCUCUUCGGACGCUAUGGGACUACACACCCCAGUGAUUCGAGUACCGGCCUUUGCUGGCACAAAUGGCAUGUCUGUUGGACUUUCCAUCGUGGCGGCUAAAGGUCUUGACCAGCGGUUGCUGCAAGUCGCGAAGCGCAUCGGUGGAGCGCUCAUGAUCGAAGGUAGCUGGCGUAUGAUCGAAGGAUCCGAGUGA